ACACAAACAAUCGACACAGGGGUCCACGCAUGUGUUUUGUUCGCAAUAACUGUCCGAUGGUUAUUGCAUCUCACGUUAUGAUUGGUAGAUAGGCUACCAGGGAAUCGUGAUGAGUUCUCUCUCUUUUUUACUGAAAUGAAUGAGGAAACUAAAGAAUGAAUGGAGCAAAAAAUAACGUCGUGUGCCUACGUCAUCUCUCCGCGGAGGGAUAUUUUCCGUGAGAAGUGUAGUUCCGGGAUGUGGAACUACUUCUCAGGAUGGAAAGGGAAAACCUUUAAGGGUGUAAGGAUACAACGGAGACUCGCGUCGCUAGCAGGUGCACUACGUAGCGAAAUCGCAAAUACCAGACGGGAAUGAUGGCAUAGCAUAUGGCGUUUCUCCAACGACGGAAGACACUUUCGCCACAAAUCAAUUCCUUGUGCCUUCACGAGAAUAAUGUCACGAGUGGGUGAUGUCUGCUGACCACCUUUCUCCAAAGUGACUGAUAUUUGCCUAUAUAAACUAUUCACUCUACCAACACAAUGUCAGGUACCUACACACCAGCCCCUGGUGGGCCGUUCUCUGCUCUCACCCCAAGCAUGUGGCCCCAAGACAUUUUGGCCAAGUACCAUCAAAAAGAGCCCUCCGAACAGCUGGAACCCCAAUAUGAUGAGUUUGGCUUCAAAGUGGACACUGACGACGUUGUGAAGCCCAGGUCCUGGCUGGGCACUGAAGGCUCACCCCAGCGUGAAGACCCCCAGCAGCGAUUGCGCUGGCAAGCCCACCUGGAGUUCACCCACAACCACAUGGUUGGUGACCUGACCUGGGAGCUCAUUGAUCCUGUCCUCCAACGCUCUGAGCGCCUGCGUUCCCUGGUGCUAGGUGGCAUACCACACAGCAUGAGGCCACAGCUAUGGAUGCGUCUGGCUGGAGCACUGCAGAAGAAGAGGACCUCUGAGAUCUCCUACAGAGAAAUCAUUAAGAAUAGUUCUAAUGAUGACACCAGCUCAGCUAAACAGAUAGAGAAAGACUUGUUACGGACUAUGCCCACCAAUGCGUGUUUCUGUAGCAUGACCAGUGUUGGAGUGCCGAGGCUGAGACGUGUACUGAAAGGUCUGGCCUGGCUCUACCCAGACAUUGGGUACUGCCAGGGCACCGGCAUGGUGGUUUCCUGUCUGCUGCUCUUUCUUGAGGAGGAGGAUGCACUUUGGAUGAUGUGUGCUCUUAUCGAAGACCUCCUUCCUCCAUCCUACUUCUCCUCCACUCUGCUGGGCGUCCAAACGGACCAAAGGGUUCUCCGCCAGCUCAUUGUUCAGUACCUACCUGCCCUCGACCGUCUUCUGCAGGAGCAUGACAUCGAGUUGUCGCUGAUCACACUGCAUUGGUUCCUGACAUCAUUUGCCAGUGUGGUGGACAUCCGUCUGCUCCUUAGGAUCUGGGACCUGCUCUUUUACCAGGGCUCACUGGUGCUCUUCCAGAUCACACUGGGCAUGCUCAAAAUCAAGGAGGAGGAGCUUGUGUCAUCAGAGAACUCGGCAUCCAUUUUCAAUACUCUGUCGGACUUGCCAAGCCAGCUGAGAGAUGGGCCCGCGGUUCUCGGGGAAGCUAUGAGGUUAGCAGGGACUCUAUCCCAGGAAACACUGGAAGCCCACCGGCACAAGCACCUAGCCUACAUCUUAAAUGAACAGGCACAGCUCAACAAUGGAAAUAACGCAACACUCAACACCAACCUCAACAAGGUGGUGAGGAGACAGUCCCUGCGCAGGAAGUCCACCCUGAGCUCCCUGCUGUUUGGGGAGGAUGAGGCAGAGGCCCUAAAAUCCAAGAACAUUAAGCAGACAGAGUAUGUGGCAGCUUUGCGAGAGGCCAUAGCCCGCGCUGCAGAGCACUUCCACUGUCUGGACCCACGCCACUCCAGCACCGAACUGACUCCUGACUACUCCAUGGAGAGCCACCAGCGAGAUCAUGAAAACUUUCUCGUGGUGUCUCGCAACCGACGGAGACGGGGAAAGGCUUUGCUGGACUUUGAGCGUCAUGAUGACGAUGAACUUGGCUUCAGGAAGAACGAUAUCAUCACUAUCAUCUCACAGAAAGAUGAACACUGUUGGGUUGGGGAGCUCAAUGGCCUUAGAGGUUGGUUCCCAGCUAAAUUUGUGGAGAUCCUAGAUGAAAGAAGCAAAGAGUACUCAUUAGCAGGUGAUGACUCUGUGACAGAGGCCGUGACGGACCUGGCCAGGGGCACAUUGUGUCCGGCCCUAAAGGCCAUUUUUCAGCACGGUCUCAAGAAGACAUCGAUGCUGGGAGGACCUUGUCAUCCUUGGUUAUUCAUAGAAGAGGCGGCCACUAGAGAGGUAGAGAGGGACUUUAACUCUGUCUACUCCAGACUUGUGCUGUGUAAAACCUACAGGUUAGAUGAAGAUGGGAAAGUACUAACACCAGAGGAGCUGCUAUACAGAGCGGUGCAGUCGGUCAACAUGAGCCAUGACACGGCACACGCUCAGAUGGACGUCAAGUUUAGGUCUCUUGCCUGCGUCGGCCUUAAUGAGCAGGUGCUGCACCUAUGGUUGGAGGUGUUGUGCUCCAGCAUGGCUGCUGUAGAAAAAUGGUAUCAUCCAUGGUCCUUCCUCCGCAGUCCUGGAUGGGUGCAGAUCAAGUGUGAGCUCAGGGUGCUAUCAAAGUUUGCCUUCAGCCUCUCCCAAGACUGUGAGCUUCCUGACAAGAAAGAGGAGAAGGACCAGAGACCACUGAAAGAGGGGGUGCAGGACAUGUUGGUGAAACACCAUCUCUUCAGCUGGGACAUUGACGGCUAGACACGCAGCAACAUCUGGCUGAAUCCUUCUCUGUCCUGCGUGUGUCUAGUCGAUGUCUCUUUACCUGUUUUUCACAGAUUGUCAAUUAUACAUACGACACCAUUGUCUGUUCCAGUAAGUGACUACUUUCACAGACUCUGUCUGUCACCCUCCAGCAUUGGACAAAGGUCGGCCAGUUUGUAUGUGCUGAAGCAUGUGUGCAUUAAAAUGCACACGUUAUUUUAAUUCAGACCCAGUGUAGAAGGUUGCACCACAUGGUGAAAACUAUGUAUACUAGAAGAAGACUCUAGUACAGAAUAGUCUGUAUCCAUGGGACUGGAGCACUCGGUGUGUCCUAACAGGAAGUAGUGAAACGUUCAGUCCGUUCUAUUGCAUCUGCUCUCAGCAGCACGUCAUUCCCUAGACAAACGGCAGACCAUGUUACCCUGUAUAUUCCCAGAUAAUAAGACCAAAACGGAACAUUCCUAAACAUGGAGCUGUAAAGUUGCAAAUUAUUUUUUGAGAAGAAUGCUACUUACCUCGGUAUCAUAAAUUCCACAAAUCUAUUUCAUUAAAUACUAAUUUUGCACAUGCCAAGUAAAGCCUUUUUGAAUUGUAAUACAAGACUAUGGGUAUGUGUGCUACCUUUAACAGUGGUGGUGAACAGUCUGCACUUGUAUGACAUAAUGUAAAUAAAGCAGAUAAA
Messenger RNA from Cyclopterus lumpus (lumpfish), 3474 nucleotides. RefSeq names its product small G protein signaling modulator 3 (gene sgsm3). Bases 522 to 2789 code for a protein of 755 amino acids. The transcript has 21 exons. Gene Ontology annotation, molecular function: protein binding. The record is from RefSeq and is a predicted model, not a curated record. NCBI's taxonomy places the organism in Eukaryota, Metazoa, Chordata, Actinopteri, Perciformes, Cyclopteridae.